ACAACUUUAGAGGCAAUAGCUGUUGAUAUCCUUGUUGGUUUAGUCCUGUUUAGCCAUUUAUCAGAUCAAGGUUUGUCUUACAGUGAUUCCGUGGAAAGAAAUACUUUCCAACUAGCAUCGCACAAACCACAAUUGGGAAUGUCGAAAGAAAAUGAAGUUAUCAAAGUGGAUAAAGAGCUAGACUUGUCAAACGCAGGUCGUGGAGUAUGGUUGGUCAAGGUGCCCAAAUACAUGGCCAACAAGUGGGAGAAGGCACCGGGCAAUAUCGAAGUUGGCAAACUGAAGAUCUCAAAACAGGUCGGUCAGAAGGCACAGGUUUCGUUGACACUAUCGGAUGCAGUGAUAAAUAUUGACCCGACCGACGAAAUACCUCGAGAUCAUCGGCUGGACGUUUCAGUAGUAACCAAACAGACCCUAGGUGUAUUUUCGCACAGCGUUCCAACGGUGUCCGGUACAAAUCGAGAGGAUGCCGUUCCAGAGCCCGAGAAACUGUUUAUGGAGGGCAGAAUCGUACAGAAGCUGGAGUGUCGACCGUAUGCGGACAAUUGCUACAUGAAGAUGAAACUGGAAUCAAUAAGGAAAGCUUCCCAACCAGCACGACAGGUUAAAUCGCUGGAGAAGAUCGUGCACAACUUCAAGCCUGUGUCCGAUCAUAAGCACAACAUUGAGGAUAAGGAACGCAAGAAAGCCGAAGGCAAGAAAUCGCGGGAUGACAAGAAUGCGGUGUUGGACAUGCUGUUCAAUGCGUUCGAGAAGCAUCAGUACUACAACAUUAAGGACCUUGUUAAGAUUACUCGGCAGCCAAUCAGUUAUUUGAAGGAGAUUUUAAAGGAAGUCUGUGAUUACAAUAUGAAGAAUCCACACAAGAAUAUGUGGGAGCUGAAGAAAGAAUACCGUCAUUACAAGGACGAUGACAAGAAGGAGGAUGGGAAGGAUGCGUCCGAAAGCGACAGCGACUGAUAAUAAGCUAAGGCGGCGAACAUUUAAUGUAUUGUUAUUAGUUUAUCGCAUAGGAAGGAAGAAUAAAAUUUCACUUUUUAAUUUGAA
Topomyia yanbarensis is the source of this 1047-nucleotide messenger RNA. RefSeq names its product general transcription factor IIF subunit 2 (gene TfIIFbeta). The transcript has a single exon. The coding region runs from base 139 to 960 and encodes 273 amino acids. Gene Ontology annotation, biological process: transcription by RNA polymerase II; transcription initiation at RNA polymerase II promoter. NCBI's taxonomy places the organism in Eukaryota, Metazoa, Arthropoda, Insecta, Diptera, Culicidae. The record is from RefSeq and is a predicted model, not a curated record. Gene Ontology annotation, cellular component: transcription factor TFIIF complex.